AGAAACUUCAGCCUGAAAGGGGAGAUUGACUGACUACACAGAGAAAAGCAUUCCUGCCCUUGCUUCCAUAAUUAGGCUAAAACCAGGAUUUACAUUUGCUGGAGUCACUAACACUUAGCCUUAUUCUUCACCGCUCUGUCAGGCUGACAGCAUGGUGGAUACCCAGCACACUCUUAAUUAAGACAAGAGGAACUUCAGUGGACUCUACAAAGCUGCAGAGAUGGAUGUAUAUUAUACCAAUGAAGAAAUGUAUAUGGAUGUGUGAAAUAACAAGAGCACUGUAGUUUUAAAGUAACCAUGGUUUCUUGGUGGUCCAGUGCAUGGGUAAGCUGUCUGCUCUUCUUACUUAUCUGGUAUGAAAUCCCUGCGGAUCGAUGCACUGGGGGUCCGUCCUGCAGCAGCUCCACCAGCUCCAUAGAUAAUGACCAGCAGAAGCCUUGUAUGGGUGCCAGGUGCAAAACUUCCCGCUCUCAUAGACACGCAGCCGGCAGUGAUGGCUUUUCCCAGUCUGGGAGUGCUAGCCAUCAGCCCCCAGCUUCAGCAAGAGGCGACUUUUCUGGUGGCGCGGACACUUGGGGAGGAACGCAGCCCCACAGCAGCAAUGUCAGCAGGGAUUGUAAAGGCAUUGAGUGUAGACUGCCCCUGCGGAUCCGCUUGAAGUCUCGGGGCAAAGUCUCUUGCACUGGAGAAGGGUGCGCACCUGCGGAAGGGCAGCAGACGUUGGUGCAUCUGUCAGACAGGGCUGCUCAUUUUAUUGGAGAGGCACCAGAUCAACAGUACUCAAACUCGGAACUAGGAGGAGCUCCACUGGGAGUUCAGCUCACCUGUGACAUCAAACCAGGGGAAAAUGAAGUGCCAUCAGAAGAUGCUCUGAUCCUUCAGCUGCAACUGGCCAAAGGACAAGAGAAGUUUGUUGAGUCACUGAAAAUCCAACAAAAGACAAUAACGGAACUGCAGCAGAAACUUUCAGAACAGCAGAGCUUACUGGUUAACCAACAGCGAGAAAUUAUAGAGCAACAGAGGAGGAUGUAUGAACAAAUGGACAUCAUUAAAGGCCAGUACAGUAUCCUCUUUGACACUGUGAAACAUAUGUCCUUCCAGAGCUUGCAGGAGGACAUCCAGCAGUAUUUUGAAGCACAUCUUCAAGGAUUGCAGAGCCAGGUCCGAAACCACCUCCAGAAAACUUACACUGUACACAAGAUGGAUGUGGAUGCUAAAGUGAUGGAUGUAGGAAGGCCGCCACCCGAUUGUGGAAUUUGUGAAAGUGAUGAGUUUUGCAAUUUCCAUAAGACGCCUCCACAGUGUGAGACAUGCACUCUGUGUCCUGCUGGCUUCUUCCAACUGUCAGAUUGUUCUGAAAACAUUGACCGGAUCUGCCAGGACAGAGACGAAUGUAUGAAUUCUCCAAAUAUCUGUGGUGAGAGGAUAAAGUGCUUAAAUACUCCAGGUGGCUUCAGAUGCCUUGGAGUUGCUGAAAAGGAUGCAGCUUUGGGAAUAUGUGGUGAUCAGUACUUCUUUAAUAAAGAGCUUCAGGAGUGCCAGGCCUGCUCUGACUGUGAAGAAGAGGUUGUUGCAUUUCCUUGUACUGCUGAUAGUGACACUGUUUGCGCUGCAAUAAGUGAAAGUAAAUUAUGUGAAUCAUGGUCUGCUGGCCUGUCCAUGCCUUCUCCUAAAACGCCUAACUCCCAGAUAUAUCCAGGGCUCAGUUUAAAGAUCAGGGAGAAGGUGCAAUGUGAAAUUUUGACUCCAGAAGAUAGUCAGAUUGUAUUCAGACAACAUGGCUUGUUAUGGGCUGACCUUAACUUUGCAGUAAAACAUAAUUGCAGGAACUUUCUUCAACUUUCUUUAAAGCUCAACAACAGUGAAGAAGGCUAUGAACUAAGUGGUUCUAGAAUUGAGCAGCCAGAAGGAAAAUAUUUUCAGAGCACAAGUAUAAGUUGUGCAGUAGAAGUUGAGCCAAGCCAAACUUUAUCUGUGGUUCUAAAAAGCCCAAACCAAUUCUGCAACCAGAGCAGAGACUUUCAUGUUUAUGACCUAAACACACCACUUAGUUUGUUUUGGCUCUCUCAUGACACAGGUGCGGUGGCCAUGAGUGCGCAGAUGUCUACAGCAAUGCAUUACCAAACUAACUAUCGGCCAACCUUUAAGAUCAUCUCUGUAUCUGAUCCCUACAUGAUCAGCUUGUCUCAUGAUGGAAGAAGCAUCAAGUUAACCGAUUCUGGUGUUGUUAAAUUUGUUUUCCAACAAGCCCUGUAUUCCAUGGGUCCGACAUGUGUGCGUGAAGGCUUUACACUGAUUUCUUAUAUCAAUAGAAAUGGAUCAAAUUCUGAGUUAAUGCAGGUUUUUAAGUCAGGUGUUAACUACAGAGACACAUCUAUCUCAGCAUCUGGUGCUACCAUAGUCAGUUCUGGAGAUGUAAUAAGUUUUGAGGUUCUAUCUCCAGCACAAUGCAAUGUUCGAUACUUUGGUGAAAACUCUGGCAUAAGUAUGCUAAGUCUUAUCUGGAUUCCGACAGCAAUUUCUACCGCCAUCACAGCUUCAGUAUCUAAAACUGGAUUACCUACAGGGGCAGUCAGAAAUAAACUAUUGAACUUCAGCCAGGAUUUUCCACAGAAUAAAGUAAUACAGCUGAUCACUACUGGUCAGUUUGCCCACAAAUAUUUAAUUUUUUCAGAAAAUGGAGGUGUCAGUGUUUCCUUCAACCUGAAAUUAAUUCACUCAUGUAAUGUUGUCAAGGUGACAUUAAGUACACGGAUAAGUGAUGAAGUGCAACCAUCCAUAGUCGCUCAACAAAUCGGUGGUCAGAUGCCAGAAGGAAGUCAAUGGACCAGUGUGUCCAUUCGCUCAUCUUUCAAUGUGCAAAACGGCACAAUGUUGUCGGUUUCACUUGAUUGUGUACGUGGAAGAAUCAAUCAAAUCGCUUAUGACAAAGGGACUAAUUUAUCUGUCUUAUGGGUUUUAUCAUAGUCUUCCUAAAAUGCUAUAAAUUAAUUCAAAUUAACUGUACUCAAAGUAAUAGGUUUCUGAUAAGCAAAUGGUUUUAGGUGAUGUUGACAUUGGUGUUUUCAGCAAUAAACCUUUGCAACUGACCACCAAACCGGAGAGUCUUGUGGAAACAUAACAUGAAAUGUUCUGUUUAAGAACACACUAUGAAGGAUUGUAGUUUAUCAUAUUGUCAUCUUCCCUGCUUGUGGCGCCAAUUUGUCUUAGUUUUCAACAGACAGAUCCUUUUAUUUUUACUUCCACUGGAAAGCUGUAAUAUUAAAUAUAUAUACAUUGCUUUAACAGAGUAAGAAGAAAUAUGGUUUGUAACAUUUUUGCAAUAUUUGACCAACAGAAGAAGUCGUAGGUUAAGAUUUAUGGACUGUGCAAACUUCAUGUAACAUUGGUCUCUCAGUUUUCCGUUGAUGGGAUCUUCAGAUAGGCAGUACAACAAUUACACAAUAUUAAUAGCCACAAUACAUACUGCAGUAUUUGGUGAAAAUGUGCUACAAAAACACAUAACCUUGAGUAACCUUUGCAAGAAGAAGUAAAUUAGGGUGAAUCAGGCCUGUUUUGAUUGCCAAACAUGGUUGCUCCCUUUAUAGGAUUAUUUUUGUUAAUGCUUACAUAUUAAUGUUUUGUUAAGGGUAAAAAAUGCUUGUUUUUACCAUUUGUUUUUUCCAAUAUUCACUUUGUGACUGAGAAUGGAAAUGUAAAAGACACAAGGGAAACCAGUAUGGAGGUGAGGUUACUUAUGGUGAGAGCUUUUGGACUACAAAUUAAUUAUAUAAAAUGGGUUCCUACCUUAAAAAUCAUUUUCAAGGUUCUUGACCAGAAUGUGCCACAAUCCAAUGUAAAAAGAACAAAAAUAUUUAAAGUAUGUAAAUUAUGCUGGAAAUAAUUCAAACACAAAAAUAUAUUAAAUGCACGUGUUAAUAUGACACUUUUUUUGUUACCUAUGGAAUUAGAUUUCUAAAUUUAUUUUUAAUAAACUACUUAUUAUAUUGUGUAUUUUAAACUUUUUAUAAAUAUUUGUAUUUGUAUUGAAUAAAUGUGAGAUUGUGAAUUAAGUCUGAACUUAUUUAUACAACGUACAGUAAUAUUUGUGUAAUUUAUAUUUCCCAUUUUAAAUCUCAAUAUAAUAAGAUCAUUAUUUUCUAAUUAUUUUGACUAUUUGAAGGCACCAUAUUUGCUGUUGACUCCAUUUAAUGCAGAAAAUAUACUGUUAGCCUUUGCAUCAUUACUAGAUAUGAAUGUGAGGAUCCUUGUAAUAAAUGUGUCUCUACCAGAGACCCCCUAUCAAUCUCUAUUAAAGGACAAAUUUGAAAUUCUGGAUACACUUUGAAAAUAAACAUUUGAAUCAA
Molecule: messenger RNA, 4346 nt
Organism: Pseudophryne corroboree (corroboree frog)
Lineage: Eukaryota; Metazoa; Chordata; Amphibia; Anura; Myobatrachidae
Exons: 5
Coding region: 298-2967 (889 amino acids)
Molecular function (GO): protein binding; heparin binding; calcium ion binding
Source: RefSeq, a predicted model, not a curated record